Molecule: messenger RNA, 663 nt
Organism: Setaria italica (foxtail millet)
Lineage: Eukaryota; Viridiplantae; Streptophyta; Magnoliopsida; Poales; Poaceae
Product: non-specific lipid-transfer protein 2P
Exons: 1
Coding region: 97-378 (93 amino acids)
Biological process (GO): lipid transport
Source: RefSeq, a predicted model, not a curated record
CGGGCCGGGCCUCUUCACUCGAUCUAUCAUUCAUCAGCGUAGCUAGCUAGCUCGCAUAGCACCACCAGUGACAGUGAGCAGACCGGAGAGAGGAAGAUGACGAUGAAGCAGCAGCAGGUGGUGGUGUGCGCAGUGCUGGUGCUGCUGGCCAUGGCGGGCGUCGCGUCGGCGGCGUCUUGCAACGUGGGUCAGCUGACGCCAUGCGCGUCGGCGCUGGCGACGGGCGCGACGCCGUCGGCGUCGUGCUGCUCGAGCCUGAAAGCGCAGCAGGGGUGCUUCUGCACGUACGCCAAGAACCCCACCUACGCGCGCUACAUCAACAGCCCCAACGCCAAGAAGGUGGUCGCCUCCUGCGGCCUCACCGUCCCGCGCUGCUAAUUUUGCUAUCAGCCCCGCCCGCUGCGCUCCAUCAUCCAUGCCCGCGAUGUUAUUGGUGUGUGCCAUCACCUGUGUCUCUAUAUAGAUGCACAUGUCUGCAUGAGUAUGAUCACUCGAUCAGGUACUAGUAUCUGUUUGUACGAGGAAUAAAGGGUGGGUAUUGCGUCUUCCUGCUCCCUACUUGAGAACCUGAUGUCGUUCCCUAUGCUAUGCGUGCUGUGUGCUUUAUGCUGUCAGCGACGCUAUUCUGAAAUUUCCAUUGGAAAUUAGUGUUCAUUUUUGAAA